AUGACUAAGGAAAAAUGUUUAUCAAUAAAUGAAAUAGAAAAAAUUGAUGUGGAUAAAUAUAAUGAAAUAUCUCGUAAUGUCAAGAAUAAAAACAGAAAAAAUGCAUUAAAAGGGAAAGCUCAUUUAAAAAAAUUAAUUUUGCGUAAACAGAAAAAAGAAGAAGAAAAAAACAAGAAAUCCUUAAAUAUACCUAUUGAAAAAAAAAUUCCAAAGACAAUAGAAAGACUAUCAAUUUUUGACGAAAAUAAAAUUAAUUAUGAAAAUGAGAAAUUUUUAUUGAAUGAAAACUAUAUAGACGAAUUUAGUGAUUAUUUUAAAAAUAAAAGAGAACCAAAUAUAAUAAUAACAUCAAUAAAAAGACCAUCUAAAUAUACAAUUUUAUUUAUGAAAGAAUUAUCUUUAACUUUUCCUCAUAUUUUUUACGAGCCUAGAUUAAAUCAUUCAAUUGAAUUUCUUAUUGAAAAUUCAAUUAAAAAUAAAUUUUCAACAUUUAUCCUUAUAGAAGAAGGAAUAGAUAAACAUCCGAAAAAUAUCUUUAUAAGCACUUUACCUAAUGGACCUACAUCCAAAUUUUCUAUUAGGAAUAUUUUUUAUGCUCAUAACAAUAAAACACAAGUAGAAAUAACAACAUUACCACCAGAAGUAUAUAUAACUAAUUUUAAUACUUUUAUUGGAGAAAGAAUAAAAAGGCAACUACAUACUUUAGUUCCUUUUAAUCCUGAGUAUAAAGCACAGAAAGUUGUUGUUUUCUAUAAUCAAAGAGAUUUCAUUUUUUUUCGUCAUUUUAAGUAUAAUUUUCAAGAUAAGAAAAAAUGUAAUUUAAGUGAAAUAGGUCCUGGAUUUACUUUACAACUACUUAACCUUAAGGAUGGAUUAAUUAAUGACAAAGAAAAAAUGUAUGAAUUUUUGCUACGACCUGAUAUGAAAGUUAAUAGAAAGAAAAUGUAUCUUUAG
This is a messenger RNA of Plasmodium relictum, 954 nucleotides long. RefSeq names its product nucleolar preribosomal assembly protein, putative. Gene Ontology annotation, molecular function: rRNA primary transcript binding. Gene Ontology annotation, cellular component: preribosome, large subunit precursor; nucleolus. The transcript is spliced from 3 exons. The record is from RefSeq and is a predicted model, not a curated record. Bases 1 to 954 code for a protein of 317 amino acids. NCBI's taxonomy places the organism in Eukaryota, Apicomplexa, Aconoidasida, Haemosporida, Plasmodiidae. Gene Ontology annotation, biological process: maturation of LSU-rRNA; maturation of 5.8S rRNA.